Molecule: messenger RNA, 816 nt
Organism: Penicillium waksmanii
Lineage: Eukaryota; Fungi; Ascomycota; Eurotiomycetes; Eurotiales; Aspergillaceae
Exons: 1
Coding region: 1-816 (271 amino acids)
Source: RefSeq, a predicted model, not a curated record
AUGGACACAACCGUUGCUAGCCUACCUCCCGCAGUGGGAGAUCUGCUCAUGAAGAACAUCGGCAUAAUACAGAUAGUGUCGAUGUAUUCUAUUGGUGCUUACAGUGCGCUGGAAACCGGCUUUUUCACUUUCUUUUUCUUCAAAAAAUAUUGUGGCUUGUUAUUUUGGAGUAUGCAAGCCGCUUCCUGGGGAAUCAUUGUACAUGCCCUUCCAGCCAUGACCCGAUUCAUUUCUCAAUCAUCCAAUCUGCCGACAUCAAUUCCAUUCAUACUUGGCUGGUAUGCCAUGGUGACCGGCCAAGCUGUUGUGUUGUAUUCACGGGUACAUCUGCUCGCCCCCAUCGAAUGCAAAACACGAUGGAUGUUGUGGAUGAUUGUCGUGAACGCUUUCAUUCUUCAUAUCCCAAUGACAGUGUUGUUCUUCGGCCUCAACAGCGGAGUGGCGGGGUUUGCUCGUCCUGCUGCAAUAUUUGAUCGAAUCCAGUUGAUUGGUUUCUGCAUUCAAGAUCUCGUCAUCUGCAGUAUCUACAUCUAUCACACAGUUUUGUUGUUGAAAGACAGUCGUAAUUUGCACCGAACUGGGAGCCGCAAAGUGCUCGUCAAUUUACUCUGUGUCAACAUCCUGGUUGUGCUCAUGAAUAUUUUGCUCCUCGUCACGGAAUUCAAACUCCACUACAUCCAAGUCAGUUUCAAGACGGUGGCUUACAGUAUCAAGCUGAAGCUGGAGUUCUCUGUGUUGAAUGAAGUCCGCUCCUUUUUUUUCCAAUUCGAUCUACCUUGGCGCUUCAGAGGUCGACAAGAAGCCUCACCAAGAUGA